CGUAUCUUCUUCGCUGCCACACCACUCCUCUCUCUCUCUCAAGAUUUGAAUUUCGAAAUCUCUCCCAAAAGAUAUCUCUCUAAUCCUCCGCAUCUGCCUACAUUGACGAUUCAUACUUCAAAACCCUAACCACUCCUUCAGAUCUUAGCUUCUCUUCCCUCUUUACUGCUGUCGACAAUGGAGGAGACGAAAGAUUCCAAUCGUUGAGGAUCAGGCCUCUCUGCUUCAGGUUAUGCUCCUCCUGGAAUGGAUUUUUACUGGGAUUUUAGAUUUUCAGAAGAAGAAAAAGGAAGCAUUUUUUAUUGAUAUAGUGAUGCUGUCUCUGAUCUUCUUGUAACUGGAUGUUAAUGCUGUUUGGGUGAUACAAUUGAGUAGGCUUGUGUUUACUUUCACCGUGUGGGUGUGUUUGAGGAACUGAAUGAACAAAUGGAGGUUGAAAAGCGAAGUUCGAAAGCAGGCUUUCUGCAUUUAUUUGAUUGGAAUAUUAAAUCCCGAAAGAAGCUUUUCUCUAGCAAGUCUGAAGCACCUGAAAGUUCCAAGCAAGUAAAAGAUAAUUUCAACCAGCAAGCUCACUCCAAAUUUCAGAAGGUGAAUGAUUAUAGAUUUGACUUAGAUGCCAAACAAAACUAUGAUUGUCACUCUACUUCGUCAGUCAGCGGUGAUGAAGCUUAUGGGCAGCGACCGCCUGGGGUUGUGGCGCGCCUUAUGGGACUGGAUUCCAUGCCAACAUCACAAGGUUCUGAAUACUAUCAAGCCGCACCAUCCCCAUAUUCCCACUCUUAUAGAGAUUCUCAUUACCCCAGAGCUCCUGACGGCUUCAAAAAAGAACACCGCAUUGUUGUUUAUGAAGACAUUCGGAAUAAAUUAGAUGGAUUUACUAUGAAUCCAGUUGAAAUGAGGCUAUUGAAGUUGCAAAACCUCCCAAUAGAGAGGUUUCGAAGUGAAACAUUGCCUCCAAAAUCAGCAAAGCCCAUUUCUGUUACCCAACAUAGGAUGUUAUCUCCUAUCAAGAGUCGUGGGUUUAUCCCCCCUAAGAAUGCAGAGUACAUAAUUGAGGCUUCUUCCAGAAUAAUCCAUCAAAGUCCUAGAUCAACAAUAAAAAACAAGAUGCAAAAAUGUGGCUCAUCCUCAGUUCCUUUGAGAAUCCGAGACCUAAGAGAAAAAAUGGAUGCUAGUCAGAAACCAUUGAGGGUAGGUGAAGUUUCUCAAAGAAUUAGAUACCACAAUUCUGUUAGAGAUGUGAGGAGACAACCUACUGAAAGGGAUGAAGAUCUACAAGAAGGGACACCUCCAGUCUGGGUUUCUGAGGCAUCAAAACGAGGUGUUUCUCGCGGCAAGGGUAAGGAGAGAUCAGUUUCACUUGCAGUUCAGGCAAAGAACAAUAUUCAGAAGAGGGAAGAAUUGGCUCCAAUUGCUAAUAAUAGGACUACUGUUAUUCCAAAGGAAUGCAAUGAGGGAAAGUCUGGUAGGAAGAGAUCAAAUGCAGAAAGGAGUGUGGAAAAACGUAAAGUCAGCAAGCCUUCCAAUGUGCUGAGGCAGAAUAAUCAGAAGCAGAAUAGUUCAUCGAAUAAAGAUGAGGAAAGCCCAAAACCUUCUAUCUCUUACCCAAAAGAUAGGAAAUUUUCUUCCUCGAAUGACUCGUCCAGGCCCACCAAGACUGUAAAAAAUAUUGUUGUAAAUAACAGAAAUAGUUCUGGAGCUGCAAGAUUUAUGGCAACUGAUAUGGGAAAGGAACUUUCAUCCUCUAGAAGGAAGAUGCAUUCCAGGAAGGAAGUGCCUGUCAAUGAGGAUAUUCGUUCUUAUGGCACUGUUUCCAACAGCAUACUCAAUAGCAAAGAUGAAAAGUCUGUGAAAUGCAAUGUCACAAUUGAAGGAUGUACUGAAUGGGAUGGAGUUGAGAAGAGAAAUGGUACUGAUGUCAUUUCGUUUACAUUCACAUCUCCCUUUAAGAAACUUGUGUCAGAAUCAACAUCAUUAACCCAAAUCACGGAAAAUAAAUUUUUCUCUCUCAUUUCUGAUUCUUGCAACGUUGAGACAUUGCCAAAAUCAUCCAUAUCACGGCCUCUAGGUUUGAACAUUUUUGGUGGGGAUGCUUUGGGCAUUCUAUUAGAUGAAAAGCUCAAGGAGUUGACUUCUAUAGUUGAGUCGUCUGGUCAAGACCUGAACGAAAUGGGAUCUAUUUCUAGUUCUGCGAACACCUCAGCCAGUUCUGAUCUUCAAAACAUCAUUCCUGCAGAACAAAGCAGGUUUAAAUUCAACCCAACAAAAGAGAAAACAGAUGUCCAAUGUGACUUUGUAUCUCCUCUUGUUGCACUUCAACCAAAUACAGAGAAGUGGCAGCUAUCAAAAGAUAUAGAGGAGGAUCUCAAUGGAAUCUAUAUUGGACACGACAGAGAAUUUAAUUCUCAGUAUCCUAGCCCAACCUCAAGUCUAGAGUCUUCUUUCUCAGUAGACAGCAACAGUUUGUCAGACAAUAUUGAAAGCUUUAAUGGAAAUGGAACCAAGAAUCAUUUUGCUGGCUCACACGAAGUGAGGGGUAGGAACUCUUCAACAACACUCACCGUAGAAGAAGAAGAAGCAGAAUUAUUAGACUCUGCCUCUUCAGUGUCCAUAUGUAGCAGAAACAGGCAGCCAAGAAUUGCAUUCAUUUGCGCUGACAUCAAAGGUUCAACCUACUGGGAACUGGAAUACAUCCGUGACAUCAUCAGAAAUGCAGAUCUGACGACAAAGAUUGAAUCUUUUUCAACCAAAGCCAUACCCGCGGAUCUUUUCGACGCGUUAGAGUCGCAGCAGAAAUACAGAUUCAACAAAAGCGCGCGAGAGUCAAAGCCCAAGCGAAGGGUACUGUUUGACUGCGUGGUGGAGUGUCUGGAGCUCAAGAACAAGGAGUCGUUUGGCGGGAGUUUCCAGAACUGGGCGAGAUGGAACAUGCUGGUGGAGAGGAAGGAGUGGCUUGCAGAGGAGGUGUACAGAGAGGUGUCGUGCUGGACAGAAAUGGAGGAUUUGAUGGUGGACGAGGUUGUGGAGAGGGACAUGAGCACGCGACAUGGGAAGUGGACCGAGUUUGGGAGGGAGGAACUGGAAGAAGGUAUUGAGGUUGAGGAGGGCAUUCUAACAUCUUUGGUUGAAGAAUUGAUGUUUGAUAUUUGGCUUUCUUGAUGAUGCAUUUAGGUCCUUUCUUGAUUGAUGGAAAUGACAUAAUUUUUAUAAAUAAGCUUUUGGUUAACAAGUCUUUUUUUGUUCUUCUGUAUAACUGAGCCUCCUUUUUCAGAAGGGAAGUUCAUAGCAUUAGGGGGGGAUGGAUCAUCAUGAAUUUGUUUAUAAAGUUUUCAUUUUUAACCUUCAGAUUGUAUCUGGUUAUUAAUUGUGAUUUGUGAUUAAAGAAGAUCAAUUUAG
This is a messenger RNA of Cuscuta campestris, 3396 nucleotides long. Lineage: Eukaryota; Viridiplantae; Streptophyta; Magnoliopsida; Solanales; Convolvulaceae. The record is from the annotation of a GenBank genome assembly.